AUGGGUCGAUCGACAAGGAGCGCAGUAGGAAGCGCGUUAUCCGACAAGACAUCCGUCGCAGGCACUAAUGCUUCACCACCAGCACCUCAAGAGACUACACCAACGCAACAACCACCCAAACGAUCAUCUCGCCGCCUCGCCAUCAACAAUACCCUUGCCCCUCCUUCCAUCGACUCGCCUUCCAAUGCUCCGAAACUGGUCAAAUCUGACACAAAUCGGGCUUAUGUCGCCACCACUGCAACAGCACCCCCUACGCAUAGAAGGGGGCGGAACAGUGCGACAAGCGCCACUCGGAAGGACGGGGAGGAUGCCCCGACUGAAGGAGACUUGAAUGAGAAAGAGAACAGACCCCCCACUACUUCUCACCAAACGCGUACCAGAAGCCGCAAGAGCAGGAGCAUCGACAGAGAGAGCACGAUCAUACCCUUGGGAGAUGUCACAGAGACGGCCGAGUCUGUGGAGAAACAGGAACCAAGAUUGAUCCUCGCCACCCAGACUGAUAACAAGCCUUCAAUUGAACCCGUUACCGAGACAACCAUUAAGAUCUUACCAGCUGAGGUCUCGUCCAUCGACGCCUCACGACAGAAGGAGCGGGGUCAACAGCAGCAGAAGCAACAUGUGUCAGAGGACUCUGGUGUCUCCCCUGCGGUCACCCAAGAGAAGCGCAAGUGGGCACGGCGCACAAAAGUGGUGAAAUUGGAAGAUGUAACCAGUCCCGUACCGACACCGAUGGACAGCAGAGCGAGCGAGGAAGGCGAGAGUGACGAGGAAGAGGAAGAGAACGAGCCGUCUGACAGUGAGGAUUCAGAUGGGGAAUAUGGCAAAACUAGCAAACGGCUCAAAGUCGAGAAAUCUGUGCCUUUGUUCAAGAGUACGCCCGAGUCAGAACUGUCAGAAUAUGAGAGACAACGCUUGGAGAAUAUUCGUCGGAACCAGGAGAUGCUCAUGUCCCUAGAGCUGCCAACCGCUGUCACCCAGUUGCAAAUCGCUACAAUGGAAGGAAUGCCAUCGCAAAAGGAGCGCACUUCAGCCGAUGACCUGUUCAAAGACACCCCAAAGUCUGUGAGGAUAAGCAAGCAAAGGGAAUGGAAAACUUCACCCAAGAUUGUGAAGCCUAUCCGAGUCUCCAACCGCAUCCGUGGCGUGGCGGUCACUCUAACUUUGAUUGGCGAGAACGACAAACUUGAACAUGGAUCGUCAUCUCACAACGACCAACGCAACAUCCACAACCAGGAAACUGAUACGAGUAACGUCGAUGGCACGGAAGGCGAAGAUGUAGAAGAUAUGGCCAGUUUGAUGUCAGGAGACCUCUUUUUCGACAAGGCGACGCGGGAGCGCGCCAUCCGUGUGGACGGCCAUUAUCAUGGUUGGCUCGACCCUGGGGUUAUUGAGAGAUACGGAUUUGAGACGAACGCAAAAGAUGCUUGGGAAGCAAACGGCGGCGGUAGCUUUUCUUUCAAGGAUCCUCUCGGAUUGCAAUCGGACACUGCUGGUACUUCAAGAUCCAAGACAGCCAAGCGACCGAAGCACGAGGCCAAGAUGGUCGCCAAGGGUCUGUUCAAGAAGAAUCCCAACGCGUUCUUUUAUCGACACAACGAACCCGGUCAGGAGCAAUGGACGGGCGACUGGACAGCCGAAGAGCAAGAAAUCUUCCUUAAGGUGGCAGCAGAACACGGAUGUGGCGACAAGUGGGGCCUCUUUGCCAGCCAUAUCCCUCACAGAGUUGGCUAUCAGUGCAGUAACUUCUACCGCCAGGUGGUUCUCCCGGAAGGCAUGGUAUUUGACCCUAACUACGAGUACACUUCAAGAGGGAAGCCCAUCUAUUGCGGAAAACACAACCAAUGGCGAAAGUGA
Messenger RNA from Linnemannia hyalina, 1854 nucleotides. The record is from the annotation of a GenBank genome assembly. NCBI's taxonomy places the organism in Eukaryota, Fungi, Mortierellomycota, Mortierellomycetes, Mortierellales, Mortierellaceae.